Linderina pennispora is the source of this 1101-nucleotide messenger RNA. RefSeq names its product Lem3/Cdc50. The transcript has 4 exons. The coding region runs from base 1 to 1101 and encodes 366 amino acids. Lineage: Eukaryota; Fungi; Kickxellomycota; Kickxellomycetes; Kickxellales; Kickxellaceae. The record is from RefSeq and is a predicted model, not a curated record. Gene Ontology annotation, cellular component: endoplasmic reticulum; plasma membrane; Golgi apparatus.
AUGGCCGGCGGAACCGAGGGCAAGAGCAAACGCCCAUCCAACACAGCCUUCAAGCAGCAGCGCCUGCGCGCGUGGCAACCGCUGCUGACGCCCAAGAGCGUGUUGCCGACGUUCUUCAUUAUUGGAAUUAUAUUUGCGCCCAUUGGCGGGUGGCUCCUGUGGGCAUCUGAGCGCAUCAACGAAAUGCGCAUUGACUACACGCACUGCAGCGACCUCGGCAGCGCACAAGUACGACUUCCGCAUCCAUGGGGUCGACUCGUCAUCGAUUCAAAAGGCCGCAGGAGAAGUACGACACUGGACACAAAUACAUGUUCGAUAAUGUUCAACAUGCCAAAGGACCUGGAGCCGACCGUGUUUCUGUAUUACCGGCUGACGAAUUUCUACCAGAACCACCGUCGGUAUGCGCGCAGCUUCGAUUCGGACCAGCUCAAGGGCAAGCACCGGAGCGCGUCGGACAUCAAGGGUGGCGACUGCGACCCGCUGGAUGUCCAGACCAUCAAUAAUGUGCGGAAGCCGAUUUUCCCGUGCGGCCUGAUUGCCAACUCGAUGUUCAACGACACGAUUUCCAAGCCGUUGCUGGUGUCGCCGAGCAACUCAGACUCGCCAAACGUGACCGCUGACCGCAAGCGGUUCAACCCGACCAGCUACAAGCCCGAGGAUGUGUAUCCACCGCCCAACUGGCGCGUGGGCGAACUGAAGGAUGGGUAUCCGAGCCAGAAGGUGAUGCAGGACCUGGCCAGCAACCAGCACCUCCAGGUGUGGAUGCGCACGGCCGGCCUCCCGACGUUCCGCAAGCUGUACAUGAAGAACACGAAGGACAUCAUGAAGAGCGGGUUCUACCAGAUUGACGUGGAGAUGAACUACGACACCCGGUCGUUUGGCGGUACAAAGUCAAUCGUGAUUUCGACCACGUCGUUUAUCGGUGGGCGCAACCCGGUGCUGGGCAUUGCCUUUAUUGCUGUCGGCGGUCUGUGCGUGCUCCUGGGGUGCAUCUUCACCAUCAGGCACAUCUACCGCCCCAGACGCCUCGGCGACCACACGUACCUGUCGUGGAACCAGCAGCAGCAGCAGGCUGGUGGCAGUAUGCGCCAGCGUUUCUAA